AUGCCCAAGUUCUUCUGUAAGCUCCCCAGUACGCGCGAAUCGACAAAGACCCCUCCAACUGACUUCUUAUCACCAGGCGAUUAUUGCGAUGUCUACCUUACGCACGACUCCAUGAGUGUGCGCAAGGCCCACAACAGCGGUCGAAACCAUUUACGAAAUGUAGUCGACUACUACCAACAAAUCGGUCACGAAAAGGCCCAGUCGGUUAUUGAUUCGAUUACUUCUUCUUAUGCUGCCGAGGGCCAAGCCCACGCGAAUCCCAUGCUUCCUCAGAAUCAACCUGGCCAAGGUUUCCACCCACCUCCCUUCGGCUUCCCAGGUGGUGUCCCUCCUCCAUUCCCUGGAAUGCCAGGCGCACCUCCCGGACAAUUUCCUCCUCCUCCUGGCGGUGGUCGAGGCAUGCCUCCUAUGCCUCCAUUCCCUGGACCCAACGGCAUGCCCAUUCCUCCUAAUGGCCUUCCGUUCCCUCCUCCUGGUGGCUUCCCUUUCCCUCCUCCAGGUGCCCCCGGAGCUCCUGGCGCUCCUGGCGCCGCAGGUGGUGCUCCCCCUCCGUUUCCUGGGAUGCCCGGCAUGCCCCCGCCUGGUCAAGGGUUCCCUCCCGGUGGUAUUCCCCCACCUGGAUUUGCUCCUCCCGGCGCCGGACCUCCUGGACAUGAGAAGCGAUAG
Fusarium coffeatum is the source of this 666-nucleotide messenger RNA. RefSeq lists its product as uncharacterized. Gene Ontology annotation, biological process: spliceosomal snRNP assembly; mRNA splicing, via spliceosome; mRNA 5'-splice site recognition. Gene Ontology annotation, cellular component: U1 snRNP; nucleus. The coding region runs from base 1 to 666 and encodes 221 amino acids. Gene Ontology annotation, molecular function: zinc ion binding; pre-mRNA 5'-splice site binding. NCBI's taxonomy places the organism in Eukaryota, Fungi, Ascomycota, Sordariomycetes, Hypocreales, Nectriaceae. The record is from RefSeq and is a predicted model, not a curated record. The transcript is spliced from 5 exons.